AUGUAUGGUUCAAGUUCAACUUUCUCCAAAGAUGACCAUGUCAUCUCAAUCCCCAGCACCAAAAAAAGGACGGCUGCAGUUAUUGAAGAAGUCGCCCAACGGGAUCCAAAGCUUGCGAAAAGGAUUAUUACUAACCGGAGGUCGGCUAUGAAGUCAAAGCAAAGGAAGAAGGUGUACGUUCAGACGCUUGAAUGCAACAUACAAAAGUUGCAGUUUGAAGCAGCUGCUCUGAUUGCUCAGUUGGAACUAUGGAAGGAAGACACCCGUUGCAUAACUGUAGACAACAAUAGAUUGAAAGGAUGUCUACACAAUAUUUUGGAAGAUAUUCAAUUGCAAGACAGUAAGGACUUUUCCCUAGUUUUCUUCUAG
Molecule: messenger RNA, 369 nt
Organism: Malus domestica (apple)
Lineage: Eukaryota; Viridiplantae; Streptophyta; Magnoliopsida; Rosales; Rosaceae
Product: probable transcription factor PosF21
Biological process (GO): regulation of DNA-templated transcription
Cellular component (GO): nucleus
Molecular function (GO): DNA-binding transcription factor activity
Source: RefSeq, a predicted model, not a curated record